UCAUUGAAACAUGUGAUGUUAUUUUUGUGUUCGAUUUUUCGGAAAUUUUUCGUUUUGUUUUUUCCAAAUCCAAAAAUGAAUAAUCAUCUAAAAUUAUUAUCACCAUGGAAUUUAACACGUGUUUUUCUGAACAACAACCGGAUUGUACCAUCAAUCAUACAACAACAACGAAAAUUGACCACUAAAAAUUCGGAAAUUAAUCUCCAAGAACGAGAUUUAAGUCGAGCAUUUUUUCGUACUGAUCUAUCAAAUCCAGCCGAACAUAAUGAUCUUCAUCAUGGUUUAUUUUAUCGAAUACCUAAUGAUAUUGCCAAUAGAUUAUUUUUACUUGGUGGUUUUGAUAAACUACAACAAGAAACAUUAAAAGUUUUUCAAGAAACAGCCAUUAUGAUACGUAAACCGGCAUUAGAAGUUAUUGAUUAUCUUCGUCGAACGGAUUUUACUAAACCACCAAAUUCCUAUGUUCUUUAUGGACCAAUAGGAUCGGGUAAAACAUUUUCAUUAAAUCAUAUAUUACAUUAUGGUUUUAUGGAAAAAUUCAUUCUUAUAAAUUGUACAAGACCAACUGAUUGGAUAAAUUGGCCACAAGAACAAGCACAAUCAACAACCAAUGUUAAACGUAUUGAUACACCACUUGAUGCUGCUAUUUGGUUACAAACAUUUAAAGCACAAAAUAUGACAAUUUUAGAUGAAUUAAAAUUAACAACAUUAAAUCGUUAUACAUGGAGUCAACGUGAACAUACUGAACCAGGUGAUCCAAUUCAAUCAAUCAUUGAACAUGGUAUUAAUCGAAUUAAUCAUGCAAGUGAUUGUAUGGCUGUAUUAUUAAAAGAGCUGAAACUUAAUUCUGCAAAAGGUAAUUGUCGUUUAAUGGUUGUUGUGGAUAAAGCAAAUGCAUUUUAUGAACCAUCAAGAUUACGUUUUCCUGAUCGUACAUUUGCCACUGUUGAUGAUAUAACAAUUGCACGUGCAUUCAAGAAAUUAUUUCGUAAAGAUUGGCAAAAUGGUGCAAUUAUUGCUUCUGUUUGUAAAAAACUAGUUGUACCAUAUCGAUUAUUAUCAAUUUCUGGUAUACCGAAAAAAGAAAAUGAUCGUGAUCGUACAUAUAAACAAUGGGGUCCAUUCAAUGUUAAACAUUUAAGUGAUUAUCCAAAAUCAUUAUUAACCGAUCAAGGUUUUCAAGAUUUUGAUCCAUUUAUACCGAUCGAAUGCAAUCAGUAUGAUGAAAAAGAAUUUCAAAAUUGUAUGGAUUAUUAUCAAGAUCGUCAAUGGUUACAACGACCAAUUAGUAAAACUGAUGAUGGACAAAAUGAAAUACGAUUUUUAUCCGGUAUGAAUCCUGGUCAAGUUUUUCAUAUUUGUAGUGAUCUUUAAUAAUAAUAAAAUUUAUGUAAAUAAACAAACAAUAACAAUGAUUAUCUCUUUUUAA
Molecule: messenger RNA, 1429 nt
Organism: Dermatophagoides pteronyssinus (European house dust mite)
Lineage: Eukaryota; Metazoa; Arthropoda; Arachnida; Sarcoptiformes; Pyroglyphidae
Gene: mRpS29
Product: mitochondrial ribosomal protein S29
Biological process (GO): apoptotic process
Cellular component (GO): mitochondrial ribosome; mitochondrial small ribosomal subunit
Molecular function (GO): structural constituent of ribosome
Source: RefSeq, a predicted model, not a curated record